Molecule: messenger RNA, 2604 nt
Organism: Dryobates pubescens (Downy woodpecker)
Lineage: Eukaryota; Metazoa; Chordata; Aves; Piciformes; Picidae
Product: retinoic acid-induced protein 3
Exons: 4
Coding region: 285-1358 (357 amino acids)
Biological process (GO): G protein-coupled receptor signaling pathway
Cellular component (GO): intracellular membrane-bounded organelle; signaling receptor complex; plasma membrane
Molecular function (GO): protein kinase activator activity; G protein-coupled receptor activity
Source: RefSeq, a predicted model, not a curated record
AUUUGUACCUGAUCUAAUGAAACAUGAGGGGGAAAAGAAUGGAGACAGACCUGCCUCUCUCUGGAUAAAAAACAAUGCAGAAAAUACCAGCAGUGGUAUGUGGGUGGCUGCAUGCUUCUGUGCAAGAACUGAUGCUGGUGUGUUUGUUCAGUCAGGAGGACUCUUGAGGGGCAGUUCUGAAGCACACCUCUGAGCAGCAGGGAGUUGGAGUGGAGGAUUAACCUCAGUGUGACGUAAGCUUUGGGGAAACAUUUCACAGGGAGGCUGUUCAAGAAGGUGAGAGGAUGACAACAUCACCACCUCCACAAGGCUGCAGCAACAUCGGUGAUGACUAUUACCUGCUCUGUGACGUGCAGAAGGCAUGGGGGAUUGUCCUAGAGUCACUGGCUGCAGCUGGUGUCCUCAUCACCAUUUUCCUUAUCUGCUCACUUUUCUUUCUCAUCUGCAAAGUCCAAGACAACAGCAAGAGGCACAUGAUCUCCAUCUAUUUCUUCUUUCUCUUGGGCACACUUGGCAUUUUUGGUCUCACUUUUGCCUUCAUCAUUAAGCUCACUGACACGACUCGCCCUACUCGCUUCUUCCUAUUUGGAGUAAUCUUUGCUCUCUGCUUUGCAUGCCUCCUCACCCAUGCCUGCAACCUCAGCAAGCUAGUGAGAGGAAGAAAACCCUUCUCCUGGCUGGUCUUGCUGCUCCUCAUUUUUUCCUUUCUCCUGGUACAAGUGGUGAUCAACAUUGAGUACUUAGUCACCAUGCUAGUAAACCAGAGACACACAUUUCUGAAUAUGCCUCGAGAGGAUACCAACAAGGACUUUGUCAUGCUUUUGAUCUACGUGCUCUUCUUGAUGGCCCUGACCUUCUUGGUGUCCAUGUUCACGUUCUGUGGGCCAUACAAAAGCUGGAAAAGGCAUGGGGCACACAUCUUUGUCACUGUCCUGUUUUCGAUUGCCAUCUGGGUAGUGUGGAUCACUAUGCUCACAAAAGGCAACACAGUUUUAGGUAAACCUGACUGGGAUGAUCCUGUCGUGGCCAUUGCUUUGGUGUCCAAUGGAUGGAUCUUUCUGAUUAUGUAUAUCAUCCCUGAAAUUUGUUUCCUCACUGCUCCUCUGAGGCUGGAGGACUACCCUCCAGAAAACAACUUCUGCCAACCCAAGCUCAUAAAGCAGACAACUGGAGUGGACAACCGUGCCUACACCCAAGAUGAAAUUGUGCAAGGAGGCACAGGAAAUCUCAGCUACUCCCCAUACUCUUCUCACUUUCAGAUGAAGACCAUCGACCCCCAAAAUGAUUUCUCCAUCCCUCGACCCAAGGCCCGGACAAGCCCAUACCACGACUACACCGGUGGUAAAGGCCCCAUGUAGCAGGUCUGCAGCAAGCAAAGAGACUAAGUGCCUGUCAGCAAGGGCGUGGGGCAUGGGCCACGUGAUGAUGGAUGAGUUAUCUGGCAGAAGAGACAAUCAACCCACAAUGACAUAAGAGGAGAGGGGUCCUCUCUUCUCCGCACAAGCACCCUCGUAGAUGCCUCUCAUUCCUCAAACACAGCUUUCAGACACUGCUCUAGCCAUCCUGUCCCUGCUCACUGUUUCUGUGUGGAAUGGAGCUCAUCUCUUCUGACAGAGGAACGUGCUGGGAAGAGCCUGGCCUGGCCUAUUUUCAGCAGGAAUGCUGUCGUGCUAGAGCAGCAGGAAGAUCAUCAGCCAGGUCUGCAGCUGGCUUUGUGCCAGCCAGGACUCACUUUGAUCAGCUCAUGGAGACGCUUGCACGCCACAUCUGAUGGGAGAAGAGGCAUCAGCAGGAGCAUCAUCCCUACACAUCCACACUCCUGCCCACCUGUGAACACAUCUCAGGUACUACCAAGGACAGCCCUUCUCUAUCUACCAUUACUUUUGUACCCACUCCCAUCCCUGCCUGAUUCUCCUUCAGAAAUCAGUAGAGGAAAGACAGAAAGAAAGGGUAUUCCCUUUUUCUUCUUCAUAUUCACUUCCAACCCCUUCCUUAUCACCAAGAGAACACAGUGAAGAGGGGGAAGACAAUUUAAACCCAGGCAAACAUCUGCAUUUAUUUGCCCUGACACAUUUUUUGAUUUGUGCUCUGGCAUCAGCCUCCCUCCUAGCUCUAACUUCUGACCACAUGCUCCAGCUGAGCUCUCCAACUUCAUAAACCCUCCCUUCCCACCCCUGCCACCCCAGCCUGUGCAUCCCUGCAGAAAAAACCUCUUCCUUCUUGCAGCUGCUUGCAGUACCCUGGUGGGAUUUAAUCCCAUGCACCUUGGAGCUCUGUCUCUUCCAGAGUGUGUCUGUGGCAUUAACACAAACAUUUCCCAAGUAGAUAGGUUGUGGAGGGUGGACACCCUUCUUGCCAGGAAUGUGUGUGUGUGUGUGUGUGUGUGUGUGUUCUGUGUGGACUGCACCCUGGCAAUGAGCAAUGAGUCUGCAGAGCUGAAUCACUCUGUAGCCUGCUUUGCAUUUGGUAAAUAGCUCUCCAUGAUAUUUCAUAUGUAAAAACACCGAGCUCCCCAAGUGGGUGUGUAUGGUACACUGGUGUCUGACACAGCUAUGUAUUUAUUUGGUACUUUGUACAUGGAAUAUUUAAUUAAUAAAACCCCAA